Messenger RNA from Anarrhichthys ocellatus (wolf-eel), 3925 nucleotides. Its product is annotated as putative nuclease HARBI1. Lineage: Eukaryota; Metazoa; Chordata; Actinopteri; Perciformes; Anarhichadidae. The transcript has 2 exons. The record is from RefSeq and is a predicted model, not a curated record. The coding region runs from base 684 to 1886 and encodes 400 amino acids.
AUUUUGGAUUUCAUGGGGAAGAUUCUAACCUGACCGUCAUGGAUGGAUAACUGAGCGGGCCUAUCGGUCACAGGCCCAGGGGGCCAAAGUGUAAGGGGCCCCCUUUCACUUGGGAAAUGUUGAUCGAAGAGACACGUACUGACCUCAAAGAGAUGCAGAAUGACUGGACCGGUACAAAAGAGACAUGCAUACAUAAUCUCAGAGACAUACAUCGACCACAAAAGCAUCACAAAGUCUGUGGGUCUUGCUCCGAGGUAGGAGAGUCUACAAUUCAGGCCACAGGUAUAAAAGUUAAUAUAUAAUAUUUCUUAUUAUGGUGUGUUACCUACAAUUCCUCUCUUUCACUUGUAGUUCCCCACAGAUAAUGUAUUUUAUAGAGAUACUAAACAUACUUCAAUUUAUGAGCAUUUGUUUUGCUUUAGUACAGGGUUUAUACUUCCACACUGAUAACUGAGAGGGGAAAUCACACUUUUCUGGGUAAAAAUAACUAACAAACCAGUAAGUCAUUGAAUAUAGUUUCCCCAAAGUAUCUUCCACUGAAAUGACUAAAGUACUUGCUCCAUCUGGAUUGUAUUCCCUUCAUUAUUAAUGUACCGAUAGUUGCAUUCCUGUCCACUGGGUGGCGAUAAAGUGCAGCUUUUCGGACUAUCUAAAAGAAGAAGACCGUGCUUCCAUAUUGCUUGAUGCCAUACGUCGUUUGUCUGUCAUCCAGUAAUAGUCGUUGCACCUUCAAGCCAGAGUCGCACGUGUUUCACUGCACUAGUAAACAAAUGGCCUUCGCUCUGCCGGUGUGGCUCGCGGUGCAGGAGGAGCUGCUCGGACACGACGGAGCGGACUGUGCGGCUCCGAGCAGUUUCGACGAUUUCGACGACGACGCUUUGUUCCAGAUGUUCCACCUCACCAGACCCUGCAUCGCCUUCAUCACGGACGCCGUCCGCAUCCGCAUGAAGAACGUCGCCUUGAAGAAACCCGCGCUGUCGGUGGACGCGACGGUCAUGGUGGCGCUGAACUAUUACGCGCACGGCGUUUCCUCCGCCGAAGUCCUGCAGAGAGUCGGACCGAACCAGGCGGACAGCCUCGCGGCCAUCUGCACAGUCUCCGAAGUCAUCGCGGGUAUGGCCGAUCAGUUCAUCUCAUUCCCACUACUCCGGGAAGCCAAAACCAAUGUCGCCUCCAAGAUUAGGAAAGUCUGCGGGAUCCCCUACGCGCUGGGCGUCUUGGCUCCAGCUCACUUCAAGAUAAGAGCUUCUCCGUACGAGAAGGAGACGUUCAGGUCUUUCGUCAACACCUUGGGUUACACGUCGGUGGUGAGCCAGAUCAUAUGCGACUCCGACGGCAACAUACUGAGUGUGGAAAAGUGCUGUGUGGGCAGCACGUUUGAGCAGGAAAUGUGGGAGUCGUCGUUCAAAGGAAGAGAAAUGGAGGAGGAACUGCAUGGACCAUAUUGGGUUAUUGGUGGAAAAGGCUAUCGCUUAAGCAAACACGUCUUGACUCCUGUGUCAGAACCUGCAAAUGACGGUGAGACGCGCUUCAACGAGGCCCACGCCAAGAUCCACAACGUCAUGCGGACAAUGCUCGGCUCCAUGAAGAGGCGUUUCAGGUGUCUGAUGCAACUUGGUUUUGCACAAGAAUGCUCUUUGGUCAAAAAGGCCAACAUUAUCAAGGCGUGCAGUGUCCUGCACAACAUCGCUAAGAAGUUCUCCGUCCCUCCCCCGCCUGUAGCCGGUAAAAUUGAGCCCCUGCAUCCAGGCAAGCAGCAUUCAGUGCCGGUCACGAUCAACCCCGAGGCCCUACAAGCCAGACAGGAACUCAUCCGUUGUCACUUCUCUAUCGCCUCCACUAGAAAGGACCCACUAAGUAAAGCCAUCAUGGGGGAGGAUGCGUGAGCAGAGCGGGUGUGUUGCCUGCUCUAGGUAGCAAAGGAUCAUCAACAUAUAGUACGAACAUUGGACCCAAAACCUAGCUGAUGGCGCAAGAUUUAUACUCUGGUGUUUUGCUUCUCCGUGUCAGUUUAACACUAAUAUGAAAAUGUGACAUACUGGAUUUUUCUUCUAGUUUGCAGAAAAAAUGCAUUCAGGUAUUUUUGUUCAUGAAAAAUAUUGUAUUUCUUGUACAAAUAGAAAAUCAUACUUUUCUACCUACACUUAUUAAUUUUAAUAAAUGUAAUUUAAACAUUUUUCAUUCACCUGGAGUUUUGUUUCCUCACAUCAUAAUAAGAAGAAGAAGAAGAAUACACAUUUUGUAGAUGAGAGGAACACAAAUUUACAAGUUAAAUAAAAUCCAAACCGUACUAUUCAUGUACAGUAAAUAUAUGACUUAAACGCUUGCAUAUUUACAGUUAAUAACAAAAAUAUAGCACGGAGACUUUAGAAUUAGUUUUACAUUAAAGUAAUGUAAAAUCUUGUAGAUCUUGUUGAGUUUAGGCUUUUGUGAACUUUUGCAGUGCAGUGGCAUUGGCGUAGAUCAUGUCUACAUUCUCAUAUAUGUUCUCUUCAGUCUUCUCAUCUGGCUGCAGACGGUCCAUCAUGCAUUGGUGCAGGAAAACGUACUGAGACUGAAAAUAAGAAAACCAAGUGUACCGGUCAUUUGAAAAGCAGAAGUUUGGUUAUGAAGGGUUCAUGUUCACAUCGUAUUCUGGCCGACACUUCCUUGUAAAUGUUAACGAGCCUCAGUUUCCUGAUAAUGUGGGUUUGUUUAGACCCACAAUUAACUUGGGAAAGUUUAAAUGGGACAAUAGAAAAGACAAUCUCAGAACCAUGUUUUUGGAGGAUGGAUAUGAACAACUACAUGGAAAUCUAAGCAAAGCUUACGAUUCUAUACAUGCUAUAUACAGUAGUUUCAGUGCUAUUACUGUAUCACCAGCUGUAAGGUCAAGAGAGUCUCAACCGUAAACAUGUACCCAAAUAAGGAAGUGGUAGUUCAGCCUGAAGUAACUUCAUAUGAGCGGUUUUACCUCCGUCUGCACCAUGUGUGGUCGGCUCAGUCUCAUCUUGUGCACAAAGCCGUUGAUUCCCACUGCACUCUCCUUCUCGAGCUGCUGAAGUAGCACAUCCAGAGCAAUGAUGGUGCCUGUCCUCCCCACUCCAGCACUAAGAGAGACACGCAGCAAUUAGGUAGAUCAUUAGAUAGUCCUGAUGGUCUCGAAGUCGGUUUUUAACUUCAUGUGGAAAUCACUCACUUCCGACUUUAAAACAUUUUCUCCCCGCUGAGCACCUUCUUACUUAAAACACUAAACCAGUGAAAGUUAUAAAAGCUUAUAUUUCAUCAAAAAUCGAUCUGCAUAUAUAUCAUAAGAUAUGACAGCAGUAAUGUUAUAAAUUGACCCAACUCUUUGACCUUUGUCUGAUUUUUACAGGCUACUCUUCAGACUUGCAACAAGCACUCAUUCUGUACCUGCAGUGAACCACGGUUGGUGCUCUCGCUCCUUCUCUGUCUACGUGCUGUCUCACCAGCUCUCUGAACUGGAUCAGGACUUCUGUGCCCUGUGGGACUCCAUGGUCAGGCCAGGCAGUGAAGUGAAAAUGUCUCACUGUGCGCUCUUCUGAGGUGUACCCCUGUGAAGAUGAUCAAAUAGAGGAAUUCAAAUACUGUAAGUCUUCAACCAACAAAGUCAUCGUUGAAGUCGUCAAGCAUUUAUCCUACAUUUUUACUUGUGCUCUGACACGAUCACACUUUUCAUUCGCUUUGUUGUGCGUUGUGACUUGGAACUAUAUUAAAACUCAACCUAUUCAGUUACACCAUAAACAUUUUAGAGAUGUUCCGUACAUGUUUCACCCUAAAUUCCCUCAAUGUCCAGUUGGGCUCCUGCUGCUCAGAUCUGAUGGUGACCAACAGCUCUCCAAAAGAGCAAGGCUUUGUGUCUGCAGGCCAGUACCGCUCACACUUAGUCUAGGAACAAGAAACACCAUAAUUGGGUUAUUGAAGC